AUGCGCCUUCAUGGCUUCCCCCCAGCCGUUCUCAUUGUCGGCUCGGCAUUGCUAGCGGCGGCGACGGCUUAUCUCAACGAGACCUCAUCAUCACUAAUGCGAGACCCUUUCUACGAGCUUACCGACGGUUGCCCUCCUUGCCCUCGGUGCUUCGAUUGCCACUAUGACGAGUUCCAGUGCCAACAGUUUGCGGACUGCGGCAGCGCAAACGGAAAAUGUGUCUGUCCUCCUGGCUUUGGUGGUGACGACUGCUCUCUGCCGUUGUGCGGAUCUCUAGCAGAUGGAAAAAACAGAUCUCCACGGAAAGGCGACCGGUGUGAGUGCAAAGAUGGAUGGGAGGGUAUCAACUGCAAUGUCUGCGCCUCUGACAAUGCUUGUAAUGCUAUGAUGCCCCUGGGCGAGGGUGGGCGAUGCUAUCGGGACGGCCUGGCCGUACAUGAGAUGUACCAGGUCUGCAACGUUACGAAUAAAGCAAUCUUGGAUCAAAUUGACCCUAGACUGCCAGAGGUCACCUUCUCCUGCAACGCCGAGCACGCAACCUGCAAUUUUCAGUUCUGGGUUGAUCAAAAAGAAUCUUUCUAUUGCGCCUUGGACAACUGCACGUCGGAGGCAAAGAGCACCAAUGUCCGCAACUCAACAAAAUACCAAUGCGAAAACAUAAAAUGCUCCUGCAUAGAGGAUCGAUUUUUGUGUGGUGAGGAUGGCUCUGUGAACAUCGACGAAUUUCUUGCCGAGGAGAUCAAAGGCCCUGCGUCUUUCUACACGCAGAACACCUACGGUGGAAGUUCUAAGGAUGGCAGCAGGUUCGAAGAACCAGCCAUGAACAACUUAAUCUCAAUGAUCUUCGGCGAUGAAUACAUAUCUCUUCAAUGUCGCGCGGGGGAAUGCCUGUACGAAACCGAGGUGCCUGGAUACACCCGACCCAUCAAGGAGAUCAACACGCCUCUCAUUGCAGGAGUCAUUGCGGGAUGUGCUCUCUUGGUUGUUGCCAUUUCCCUGAUCGCAUGGUAUCUCUCUCGGAGAGCCGCAUACAAGAAAUGGGGUGCCAUCCGGCUGGGCGAGGGCGCAGAGGAUGACGCUGCUAAAGCCUUGAUUAACAAUAUCCCGAUGGCCCUACAAUUUGAGAGUGUCUCUUAUAACCUCAAAGGCAAAGAGAUCAUCUCGGGCAUAUCAGGCAUCGCUCAUCCUGGGCAGAUCACAGCGAUAAUGGGUGCCUCCGGAGCAGGCAAAUCUACGUUUUUGGACAUCUUAGCCCGCAAGAACAAACGGGGAAUCGUCUCUGGGCACAUGUAUGUGAAUGGUGAAAACAUCCUUGAUGGAGAAUAUCGCAACGUCAUUGGCUACGUCGACCAAGAAGAUACUCUACUGCCGACCCUGACAGUUCAUGAGACCAUCCUUACAAGCGCUCUUUUGAGACUCCCUGCUGACAUGGGUCUCUCGGUCAAAGAGCAAAGGGUCAUAGAAGUGAUGCAGCAGCUUGGUAUCCAUCACAUCAAAGACCAAAUGAUUGGGUCGGAAGAAGGCAACGGCCGAGGCAUCUCAGGUGGUGAGAAACGACGGGUUGGCAUUGCUUGUGAACUUGUGACGAGCCCGAGUAUUCUCUUUCUGGAUGAACCGACUAGUGGGCUCGACGCAUUCAACGCUUUCAAUGUGGUUGAGUGUCUGGUCACCUUGGCCAAGACAUACAACCGCACUGUUAUCUUCACAAUCCAUCAGCCUCGCUCAAACAUUGUCGCACUUUUCGAUCAACUCAUUCUUCUCGCCAAAGGCGAAACUGUCUACUCUGGUCCAUUCUCAAGUUGUCAAGCAUAUUUUGACCAUAUUGGAUAUUCCUGUCCACCCGGAUUCAACAUUGCUGAUUAUUUGGUGGAUCUCACCAUGCAUGCAAGCCUUCCACGUUCGCCUAUAUUCGACGAUGUUCCAAGAGAGUUCCCGGAGCGCGACGGUUUACGGACAGAAUCAAGCAGUACAAGAGCGGUCAAAUCCAUUGCCAGUGCGUCUAAUGUCAGCGUAGAGAGUCCCAGCGAUCCAUCACUUCGCGCUAAACCGAAGCGGCGACUUUCAUUGAAACAAAAGCAGGACCGCCAGCUAUUUACUCGCAGGAAGAGCGGAGAUGAUACUCCGCCGACGCCAAAGACUGAUGAUGAGGACACCUUAUUCAACAAAGCCACUGGGAGCGCACGGAGCUGGUUGCAGCUGGCCAGACGGGACGGAUCGAAUCCACCACCGCUGUUGGAAGAUCCGGACGAUUUGCCACCAGAUGCUAACACCGACUUAGACAUGCUCGUCUCGAGCUUCAAGAACUCGGAUGUAGCUCAAACCAUCCACGACGAAAUUGCUGCUUCCAUCCAGGCGGCAUCUUCAGCGAACGGUCACGGCGUGGAGGGCAGUACCACCGAAGCUGUUACAGGUUCAAUUAAAGGCUAUCGGCGCGUCAGCCUUCCCAGACAAUUCCUGAUUCUCUCACAACGGACAUGGCGAAACCUCUACCGCAAUCCCAUCCUUAUGCUGACACAUUAUGCUGUUGCCAUUCUGCUAGCUGUUCUAUCAGGCUGGCUCUUUUAUGGCGUGACAGACGAUAUCGGCGGGUUCCAGAACAGACUGGGUCUAUUCUUUUUCCUGCUCGCACUCUUCGGCUUCAGCACGCUCACUAGUUUGAAUACCUUCAGCUCCGAGAGGCUGAUUUUUGUCCGAGAAAGGGCAAAUGGCUAUUAUGCGCCAGUCACAUAUUUUGCGGCCAAGGUUGUAUUCGACAUCGUCCCACUGAGGCUGCUCCCGCCGAUAAUCAUGGGGAUGAUCGUCUACCCAAUGGUAGGCCUGCUGCCACAGUGGGGCACGUUCUUCACGUUCAUUUUGAUAUUGGUGCUGUUCAAUCUUGCCGCGGCGGCCAUUUGCUUGACGAUUGGAAUUAUAUUCAGAGACGGGGCGGUCGCCAAUCUGAUUGGUAGCUUGGUGAUGCUGUUCAGCUUGUUGUUCGCAGGUCUCUUGCUCAAUCUCAACCAUGACUCUACGCAGACGGCGGCCCACUGGUUGCAAAAGCUAUCGAUAUUUCACUAUGGCUACGAAGCAUUGAUUGUCAACGAGGUUGCUAAACUGCGCCUGAAAGAUCACCGGUACGGACUUGACAUUGAGGUUCCAGGAGCCAGCAUUCUCAGUGCUUUCGGAUUUGACAAUCUGGCCUUGUGGCCGGACGUGAUUGGACUGGCGGUGUUUGGCGGUGCCUUUAUCAUUAUUGCAUAUGUGGCGAUGCAUUUCCUCCUUGUGGAGAAGAGAUAG
Molecule: messenger RNA, 3276 nt
Organism: Capronia epimyces CBS 606.96
Lineage: Eukaryota; Fungi; Ascomycota; Eurotiomycetes; Chaetothyriales; Herpotrichiellaceae
Product: ATP-binding cassette, subfamily G (WHITE), member 2
Exons: 2
Coding region: 1-3276 (1091 amino acids)
Cellular component (GO): membrane
Molecular function (GO): ABC-type transporter activity; ATP hydrolysis activity; ATP binding
Source: RefSeq, a predicted model, not a curated record